This is a messenger RNA of Hippoglossus stenolepis (Pacific halibut), 10025 nucleotides long. RefSeq names its product EH domain binding protein 1-like 1a (gene ehbp1l1a). Lineage: Eukaryota; Metazoa; Chordata; Actinopteri; Pleuronectiformes; Pleuronectidae. Gene Ontology annotation, molecular function: protein binding. The record is from RefSeq and is a predicted model, not a curated record. The coding region runs from base 174 to 9803 and encodes 3209 amino acids. The transcript is spliced from 18 exons.
CUCUGCCCAGAGGUGCGUGUUUGGUCCGCGGACAGUGAGACAGUGUCGGACCCCGGUGAGGAGAGGAGCUGUCAGAGAAGCAGGUGGAGUCUCCAUCCAUCUACCGACCCCCCCCCACCCCUCUGCAGGACACACGUUCACGUCGAGGACACCAUGAUCCCACAGGUCUGACCAUGACGUCUGUGUGGAAGCGGCUGCAGCGGGUCGGGAAGAAGGCGUCCAAGUUCCAGUUCGCCGCGUCCUUCCAGGAGCUGAUGAUAGAAUGCACUAAUAAAUGGCAACCAGACAAACUGAGAGUGGUGUGGAUCAGGAGGAGUCGACGUCACAGCACAAAGCUCCACAGUUGGCAGCCAGGGAUUCAGAACCCCUACAGAGGCCUGGUGAUUUGGCAGGUUCCAGAGAGUUUAGACGUCUCUGUCACACUCUUCAAGGAACCCACUGCUGAGGAGUUUGAAGACAAAGAUUGGACUUUUGUCAUUGAAAAUGAGACAAAAGGCCGCAGGAAGGUGCUGGCAUCAGUUGAUGUCAAUAUGAAGAAGUAUGCCAGUGCCACUUCGGCCCAGUAUGAUAUAACACUGAAGCUCAAACCAAUGUCUGUCAAAGUGGUGGAAGCCACGCUGAAACUCAACCUGUCCUGUGUCUUUCUCAAAGAGGGGAAGGCCACGGACGAGGACAUGCAGAGUUUGGCCAGUCUAAUGAGUAUGAAACAGAGCGACAUUGGCAACCUGGAUGACUUUGUUGACAGCGAUGACGAGGCGGGAGAGGAGCGAAGGGGCAGCUUUGGAACUGGACAUGCUGCUCAUGUUUCUGCUUCUGCUCUUUCUACUGCAAGAAUACAUGACCUGGCUUGGAGGCCUGCAAUUCAAUCAGGCCCCACAGUGAUGGAUUGCAAAACGUCUUCUGGCAUUUCCUCCACCACCUCGGCCCCAUUCCAUCCUCCUCUGCCUGAACCCCCACACCCCUCUGUUCCAUCCUCUUUAUUGCAAACCCACACACGACCACCAAGCACUAACCAGCAGGCUCGGCCCUCCCCCUAUGCCUACUCAUUACCGGCCUUUACACGUGCUCACCCUCCUGCACUUCCGAAAAUCUUCCAGCCCGGUGCCGGAUCAGGUAUCUCUCCUCGUAGGCCCCAUAGCUUCCAUAGUGACUCCUGUCCAGCUGAGGGCUCGGAGGCCCCGUUCUUUUCUACCUGCACUUCUCCUGAAGCCCUUUCCACCUCUUCUGUCUCUGCUACACCCUCUGAUCAAUCUCUUCAUCCCCCUUUUUUCUCUGGUGCUUCACAAACAGCAUGUCCUACUAUCUGGAGAGCGCAGAGCGUUCCUUCUGUUUCUUCUGUCUCCUCCUCCUCAUCAGCUCCUCCCACCUCCUUCCCUAUUUUACUUCCACCACCUCCUGUUCCACACCCCAAAUCUCUUCCCACCUCUGCGGGGGGGCUAGGCUCAGCCCUCACCAGACCCACCAGUCUACCAUCUGCCCCCGAGACAGCUCCCUGGCAGAGUGAAUGGAGGCCUCCUAAAUGUCAGGCCCCUCUAGCACAGAAAGACCUCUCUCCAAAGUUUCUUCACCUCUCUGCUAAUGAUCCCAGAGAGCCUGCAGUGCUGCCGAAAAAGCAGAGAAUAGAGAUGCCAUCUUCAUCCUCUCUGCCCAUUGAUCAGUCUUUGGAGAAAAAACCACAAGGAGGGUAUGGAUUUGUUCCUUCCUCGAGACCGCAGGCCACCCCUGUUGUAGAGCCCUCACUUCCUCCUCUAAGGCCUUCCUCUGCUCUAAUUCUCUCUGGGCCUCCUCCUCCUCCUCCUCCCCACACAUCCCAAACUGUCAUAGUCUCCCCCAGUGACCAAGAUACAGAGUUCAAAAGACAGUUGAGCACACUGAGUGAAGAGGAUAAGCAGUGCACAACGCCGACAACGCCUGAUCCAAGGGCCCCGACCAGCCGGAUGACUGAGACGUCCAGGGCUUCAGAUCGGAAAAGAGAUCUGCAUUCUGGAGUUGAGGUUCUUAAGACAACACCAGGACCUAAGAGCACUGCUUCACUUCUGACCAUUAGCCCCAGAUCACCCAUUGCCCCAGGGCUAAAAUAUUUUGAGAUGCCAAAAACACAGACGGAUGAGACAGAAUCAAGGGGGACAAGGAUAUACCCCAACAUCCAGGAAACGCUUCCUCCCCACUUGUCUGGAACUAAGCAAAACCCUGAUUUUCAUGAUCCAACAUCCACUUCAAUCAAGGAGCUUCUGGUUACAUCAAGGUCUCAGAUGUCCAUUCAGUUAGGGAGUCCAAUAGCUCAACCUGAGUCUGUUCAGCAUAUACCCCAUUCUCCUACUAAUCCCGAAUCAUAUUCCAAAUCACUUCAGAGACUUUUGUUGCACUUGCCCGAAACUGCUACAACUUCUGACACAAAACCAAUAUUAAGGAUAGGAGUGACCAACAAAAAAGAACCUAUAACUAAGGAUUUGGGAAAUGAGAGCAUGGAUGCCUCAGUGCCAUCUUGUCUCAGAGGCACCAGUUCUACUUUUUCUUCAAUGGAGGUGAACAAAAUUCAAGAAACUCGGACUGGAGAACAGUCCAUUACAACAAACUCACUGUGGGAGGAGCCACAAAGAGGCCCUCUAAAAAACAGCCCUAUUGUUUCAGUACCUGCUGUAGAGGAGAAAAUCACAUGCAUCACAGCCUCCUUGGACCAAGUCACUUCAAGAUUGGACUCUCAUGUUGGGUAUCUCUCGGGACAGCAGACCACAACAAAGGAUUUAUCAAAUCAAACGGAAGAAUCGGUGGCAUUGCCUCCAACUAGUAACUUUGCUGUCUGUAGUUUGGAUUCAGAUUACUGUAUGGAGGAAGGGAGAACUGAAAAUGUGGCUCAGUCGAUAAAUAAGAGGCUAUUGUGUGAAAGAGAUUGUAGAGUUAAACAAGAGCUUGUGUUACCAAGCUCUACAGUCAGUAUAGAGGAACAAUGUGUGAACAUUUCCAAGGUGGAACCUGGUCUAUUGGGUACUAGAGGGAGUUCUGUUUCUCAUUUACCAUCAAAUAUACUGUCUGAAGCUCAGAUUGAAGGAACUGUGAGAAUGCCAAGUAUGAUUCAUUUACUAUCGAGUUGCUCACAAUAUUCCAAGAUUCCUGGUAUGCCAUCUUUACAUCAGUCACAAGUUGUAGCUUGGCCAGAGGAGAACAGUUUACUUUUUCAGACGUUACCCAGCAAGACAUUGCCAGUGCUCCUGUUAAUAGAUUAUUUUAAUUCCAUUUAUUCAGGUAGUGCAGGAAUUGCAAAAAUGGUGGACCUAACACCAUCAUGCUCAAAGUCUGCAAGUAUUCCUGGAUUCCCAUCUGCUGUGAAACGGGAACCUAAUAUGACUCAGCUUUUACCUACAUGUCCCAAAGUUUGCAGUGUUCCAGGUUUAGCUUCUGUUGGACCAGUGCUUGGAUAUGAUAAGAAUGUUUGGGACGGAUGUUCUCUAUGGACAAAAAAGUUGCAGAUAAAAGAAGCAUUUGUUUCAAAUCUGUCCUGUGUCCAGGAACAAGAUAUCAGUGAUACUAAUAUGAUUAAAGUCAUGGUGGCCAUGUUGCCUACAUGUCCUAGAAAGGCCAGUGUCCCAGGCUUUCCGUCUGAAUUGCAGAAGGCUUCCAACAGUCGAAGUAUGGCCAGUUCUCUCCCAACAUGCCCCAAACAGACAAUGAUUGCGGGUAUGCCAUUUAGACAAAGACUUAUGACAUUUAAAGACAGUUGGCAUAUUUUGAGCGAAUUAAUAUUAGAUAGACCAUUGAGAUGCCAUCAUGUUAUGCUUGAGGAAAAGUCACAGCAGGAUAAAGAACACAUAAAACAUAUGGUUAAUAUGUUACCAUCUUGUCCCUGUAAGGAAACCAUUCCUGGAUUUCCCUCUGUGCCACAGAAAAAAGAACCCAGUGUACCUUGUGUACCAACAAGGCAAGAUCCUAGCAUGGUUGAUAUUUUUCCAACUUGCCCAAGAAAAACCAGAGUCCCUGGUUUUCCCUCUAGGGAGCCAGUUAGUACUCAAGAUGAAGGUUUGGUUAUAACCGGGCAUAUUGUGAUGGCAAAACCAUUUUGUAAAUGUGAAGUCCUGAUUCAUGAUAUUUCCCCAAGUGCUGCUCAAGAUCUAGACAAAGGAGACUUUUUCAGUUCAGUGGCAUUGUUGCCAUCAUGUCCGGCGAUAUCGUGCUAUGCAGGUAUGCCCACAGCACCCCAUAAGCUGUCAAGAAAUAUUGUCAGUCUUGUAUCUAUAUGCCCUAAACAGACCCAAACUCCUGGUAUACCAUCUCAAGUCCAGAACGAUUCAGAUAACAAAGACUGGCAUGCCUUGAGGAUAUUAAUUAACAAGAGACCAAAGAAGAAUGUACAUGCUUACAUUGUUCAGUGGAUACAGAAAGACACUGACACCUUUAAAUAUGGUAGAAUGGUUGAUAUGUUAAUGAGUUGCCCCACAAAUGCCAAAGUUUUUGGCUUACCCUCUGCUCCAUGGCAAGAUCCUAGCAUGGUUGAUAUUUUUCCAACUUGCCCAAGAAAAACCAGAGUCCCUGGUUUUCCCUCUAGGGAGCCAGUUAGUACUCAAGAUGAAGGUUUGGUUAUAACCGGGCAUAUUGUGAUGGCAAAACCAUUUUGUAAACGUGAAGUCCUGAUUCAUGAUAUUUCCCCAAGUGCUGCUCAAGAUCUAGACAAAGGAGACUUUUUCAGUUCAGUGGCAUUGUUGCCAUCAUGUCCGGCGAUAUCGUGCUAUGCAGGUAUGCCCACAGCACCCCAUAAGCUGUCAAGAAAUAUUGUCAGUCUUGUAUCUAUAUGCCCUAAACAGACCCAAACUCCUGGUAUACCAUCUCAAGUCCAGAACGAUUCAGAUAACAAAGACUGGCAUGCCUUGAGGAUAUUAAUUAACAAGAGACCAAAGAAGAAUAUACAUGCUUACAUUGUUCAGUGGAUACAGAAAGACACUGACACCUUUAAAUAUGGUAGAAUGGUUGAUAUGUUAAUGAGUUGCCCCACAAAUGCCAAAGUUUUUGGCUUACCCUCUGCUCCACGGCAAGAACCUAGUAUGGUUAAUGUAAUGCCCUCAUGUCCCAGAUAUAGUGCAAUCCCUGGUUUGCCUUCAAAGACUGGACAAAAACUUUGUUCCUCUACCUGCAAGGAAUGGUUUGCUUAUAAAAGUCUGCAAUGGAAUAGUCCAUUUGUCCAAAGGGAAGAGCAGAUUCUAAAUGCAGCUUCAUGUUUUGAUAAGAGCACUGUAAAAAGAAUGAGUGCAUUAUUACCCUCUUGCCCUCCGAUUGCUACUGUACCUGGGUUUCCCUCUGCUCUAACACUGACAUUAGCUGAUGGCCCAAUUAUGGUAAAAUUGUUGCCUACUUGUACAAAGGAAUCCAGAGUUCCUGGAAUGCCAUCCUUAAAGCAAUCACAAGUUACAGCUUGGCCAGAUGAUAGGAGGUUAGACCUUAGAAUUAGGUGGCCAAUGACAACAAAGUGGCUGCUACAAACGAGGAGGAAGUCUGCACUGUUACAUUCAAAUGAUCUCAAUGUGUUCCAUCAUGAUGGUGACUGUGACAUAUCUAUGGUAUCCAUACUGCCCUCCUGUCCACAGACAGCCUGUUUACCAGGCUUUCCAUCACUACAAUGUCAGACUUUGGCUUAUAUGCCAAGUAUAAUCAAUCUGCUGCCUACUUGUCCAAGACAUACCAGAGUUUGUGGAAUACCAUCUAGAUUUUACAAUGAGUCUGAUGAAGUAGAAUGGAGUGUUGACAAAAUGCCAGUGUGGAAAAACCCAUUAACAAACCCCAGAAGGAUGACAGUAAUACAUGACCAAAAGAUGUAUUUCAGAGAGAUGGGGGUGGUUAGAAUAAUGGUAUCCAUGUUACCAUCUUGUCCCAAACACUCUAAUAUUCAUGGUAUUCCCUCUAAGUUAGGAGAGAGACCAGUGGAACCUUUAAUAAAAGAGGCUCCCAGCAUGUUCAAAUCAUUUGCCACUUUACCCAAACACAGUCAAAUUCCAGGUCAGCCUUCAAAGUAUGGUACAAAUGAAUUUGAUUGCUGGUUCGAGGACAGGGAUGCAAUUUGGGAAAACCCAUUUAAUAGAGGGCAUAAGUUUGUUAACCAAGAUCUUACAGUUAGGGAAAUUCCACACUGGGACAAAGCAAUAAUGCUGAGUAUGCUUCCAUCAUGUCCACGACAAGCCCUGAAUCCUGGAUUUCCAUCUGCUCCUCAACCCCAAGCUGUUGAUGCCAUUGUACAAAGAAAUCUCAACUCUGUAGAAUUGACAUCAUGUUGCCCGACACAGUCAAGUAUCAUUGGCUUUGCUUCAAGAGCAUCAGUUAUUUCAGAUUCUAAAGUGGGCUGGCCAGUGGUGACGGUAAAGACACAAGGCUGCUUUCAAUAUCACCAAAAGCAUUACAGUCUUCACAAACAUAGAAUACAGGCAGUUCUUUCUCCUGAACCUUCUUGUCCACUGUCUGACAUAGACCAGCUUCCCAAUAUGGUGAAUAUUGUGCCCUCUUGCCCAAAGAAAGCUUCUGUUCUCGGUGCACCAUCAACACAUGUGCACCAGUCAGGACAAGGGUGGCUAGUUCAAAAAUCCAUAUUGAUGAGUAAUCAGUUGCCAUUGGAAGAACAAUCCCUUAGUAGGUUUAAUGUCAGAGAGAGAUCAAUGCAGUUUAUAUUCCCCAUCCAAGAUGAACAAGAGGAUGUGCAACAAAGGACAGUUGAGUCAUCAACCUGUCCCAUUGAGGCCAUUGUCAGAGAGUUACCAUCAUCAAGUUUUGAAAUUCAAGUGGAUCAGCCCUCCUCAAGAUUUGAUGGGAUUGUGAUGUUAGAUGGUGAGGCAAUUCCAGCCAGAUUAGAUCUUGACGCAAAGAAAACCAGAUUGGAUGUGUGCUCACCUUUAGAGAUGGAUAAAGAUGAACAGGGCUUUUGGACAGAAGCCAAAGGAGUAGCUGUACUAGAAAAAGGAAACUUGCAUUGCAGAAUGUGGCACUCCAUUCCUGACACGCCACUAUUCUUGAGUGUUAAAAAGAGACCUCCAAAUAUGGUUUCACUACAGCCAUCAUGCCCAGUUGUUGCUGGUGCAGCAGAACCCCAAUCCCAGACCCCAAUAAUUAAUGCUGAGCAGAUGUUAGAAAAACAUCCUACAAACAGGACCAUAUUGUGGGAAGAGCUGCCAGAGGUGUUCCCAAUGUUCCCUGGUGCUGCCAUGAUGUUAAACACUGAGGAUGAACUGAAGACAAAGACAGAAACUGGGAUGACAGAUCUGUUACCAAUAUGCCCAGCAGUUAGUGGCAUAUUUGAAUUUUCUGCUACUGCUGAAAAAAUGAAUGAAUGCCCACUGGACAGCCAGUCUACAAGGAAUAAGCCACCAAAGAAUAAGGGAAUUCUAACCAGUGACUGUGCUCAUUUAAAAGAAGAGGCAGGUUUUGUUAAACAAACGGUGGAUAAAACUUCCUCCCAUCCUAGUGCACAGUGUAUGCCAUAUUAUGUUAAGACUGAAAUUGAGAACAAACUGUCCUCUUUCAUGCUAACAUGUCCCAGUAGGACAAACAUUGUUGGCAUGCCAUCUAAAUUGCCUGUUAAAGAAAAACAUUCACUUAUCGAACAUAAGCCAAUCUGGGAGAAACAAUCAAAAGUAAAGGGAAUAUUUCCAGGAUGUGCAUUUCUUGAGGAUGGAAUGAACAAGAAAGAAAUGGUGUUACUGGUACCGUCUUGUCCCAGAGAGGCCAGAACUCUAGGUUUCCCAUCUUUAUCACACUACAGUUUUCUUUUCCGUGGACAAAGUAUGGUGGAUAUGCAUCCCUGUUGUCCACAUGUAUCAAGUAUACCUGGCGUACUAUCUAUCAGUGGAGCUAAUAACAGAUCAUGGAUAUCUCAACAGAAACCACUUAUAGAUAGGAAAAUUAAAACUGGGCUUGUUGUCAUGGCAGUUUCUACUAAAGUAAAUCAUGAAUCAGAUAUGAUGAGCCUUUUAAGUUCUUGUCCAAAAACUUCUUGUGUUGAAGGCUUUCCAUCAUUAAUGAAGUAUCAGUUGAACAAAAGCUGGGCUCCAGAUUACCAACCAGUAGGGGAAACGCUGCCAAAAAUCAACAUAGCUACAAUUGAAGAUAGACCUCACAAUGAAGAAAUGAAGGCCAUGUCAGUAGGCCAAACGUCUACAAAAGAGACUCAAGUGCAUGGAUUUCCAUCUGAUCUGCCACCUACAGUAAUCUGUAAAGGGUCUAGUAGCAUCAAUCUCCUUCAAUCUUGCCCAGCUAUCUCCUUUAUAGCUGGUUUUCCAUCAAUACAGAAAGCUGACAGCAAAGAUUGGAACAUUAUUCAUCAUCCAUUAUGGGAGAAGCCAUUUAAAAAGGAAUCUGUAUUAAUACUAAAGAACAAUGGAAUACACAAAGACAUGACAGGAAUUGUUCCUCUUGCACAAAGUUGCCCAAGUAAAUCCAGCAUUUUUGGAUUUCCCUCUGUACCAAAACCAAGAAUGAGUUAUGGUAUUGACAUGACAAAUAUGAUCAGUCUUUCAUGCUCUAUGUCAAAAGAGUCGCAAAUACUAGGAUUUCCAUCAUCUCAUAAUUCAAAAGAAUGGAAAAUCAGCAAGGAGCCACUGUUUGAACCAAGAAUGAAAGUAAAGCAGGUGUCACUGACUGACAUAUAUGAAAGAGAUGAGAGAGCAAUCAAAACUAUGAUUUCCCUUGUACCCUCCUGUCCAAAAGCAGCGCGGAUGCCAGGAUUCCCCUCUAAUCCAAAUCCCCUAAGUGUGUAUUGCGCAACAGAUAUCAUCAGCCUUUCUAAGCUGUGCCCCCAAGUUUCCAGAAUACCUGGAAUCCCAUCAGUUGUUGGGAAUAUGAGUUUAACAUGGGUAACAGAAAAGGGAUCACUGUUAAAGAGAUUACCAACGAAGGGGGUCAUAUUUGACACAUCAAACGACAACAAAAAGAUAAUGAAGAAUAUGAUUUCCCUUGUACCAUCCUGUCCAAAAGCAGCGCGGAUGCCAGGAUUCCCCUCUCAUCCAAAUCCCCUAAAUGUAUAUUGCGUACCAGAUAUCAUCAGCCUCUCUACGCUGUGCCCCCAAGUUUCCAGAAUACCUGGAAUCCCAUCAGUUGUUGGGAAUAUGAGUUUAACAUGGGUAACAGAAAAGGGAUCACUGUUAAAGAGAUUACCAACGAAGGGGGUCAUAUUUGACACAUCAAACUACAACGAAAAGGAAAUGAAGAAUAUGAUUUCCCUUGUACCAUCCUGUCCAAAAGCAGCGCGGAUACCAGGAUUCCCCUCUCAUCCAAAUCCCCUAAAUGUAUAUUGCGUACCAGAUAUCAUCAGCCUCUCUACGCUGUGCCCCCAAGUUUCCAGAAUACCUGGAAUCCCAUCAGUUGUUGGGAAUAUGAGUUUAACAUGGGUAACAGAAAAGGGAUCACUGUUAAAGAGAUUACCAACGAAGGGGGUCAUAUUUGACACAUCAAACGACAACAAAAAGAUAAUGAAGAAUAUGGUUUCCCUUGUACCAUCCUGUCCAAAAGCAGCGCGGAUGCCAGGAUUCCCCUCUCAUCCAAAUCCCCCAAGUGUGUAUUGCGUACCAGAUAUCAUCAGCCUCUCUACGCUGUGCCCCCAAGUUUCCAGAAUACCUGGAAUCCCAUCAGUUGUUGGGAAUAUGAGUUUAACAUGGGUAACAGAAAAGGGAUCACUGUUAAAGAGAUUACCAACAAAGGGGGUCAUAUUUGACACAUCAAACGACAACAAAAAGAUAAUGAAGAAUAUGGUUUCCCUUGUACCAUCCUGUCCAAAAGCAGCGCGGAUGCUAGGAUUCCCCUCUCAUCCAAAUCCCCAAGUGUGUAUUGCGUACUAGAUAUCAUCAGCCUCUCUACGCUGUGCCCCCAAGUUUCCAGAAUACCUGGAAUCCCAUCAGUUGUUGGGAGUAUGAGUUUAACAUGGGUAACAGAAAAGGGAUCACUGUUAAAGAGAUUACCAACAAAGGGGGUCAUAUUUGACACAUCAAACGACAACAAAAAGAUAAUGAAGAAUAUGGUUUCCCUUGUACCAUCCUGUCCAAAAGCAGCGCGGAUGCCAG